AUGGACCAGUGGACAUCAAACAAGCUCCCAGAGCGCCUUCCCUUCUCGAAGAAGCGACUCCCCAAGAAGGUCAUAUUCUCCUACGUUGCCGACUACCUCAUCAUCGUUGUCCUUAUUGGAAUCUUCUCUAUCGUCGACAAGAUCGAGCCGUUCCACCAGCCCUUCUCGCUCCAGAACUAUACCCUGCACUAUCCGUUCGCCAAGAAGGAGCGCGUGCCCGUCCCCUGGCUGUGCGUAUACGUUGUGGGCAUUCCGGCUAUCAUCAUUGCUUUUUACACCCUGGUCAUCGAUGGCUUGUUUUCACACCAAACGCCUAUGCCCGCGAGCAGGGCUGGCCUCAAGCGUAUGAGUGGCAGAUACAGGUUCAAGGACCGUUUGUGGGAGCUGAACUGCGGCAUUCUGGGCUUGGGCUUGGCUGUUGGUGCUGCUUUUACAGUUACAGGUGCUCUUAAGAAUGCCAUUGGGAAGCCGCGACCGGAUGUCAUCGACCGAUGCAACAUGAAGGACCACUGGCCAGCUGAUUGGGGCGUCGCAAACUUCACCCUGGCUACCGUCGCCAUGUGCAACCAGCCGAGCAAUUACAUCCUGCAAGACGGGUUCAAGAGCUUCCCUUCUGGACAUAGCAGUACUGCGUUCGCUGGUUGUUUCUAUCUUUCCCUUUACCUCGCUGCGAAAUUACACGUCAUGGACGCAAAGGGCGAAGUCUGGAGGGCCUUCGUGGUCUUGAUUCCUACCCUCGGUGCCGCUGUCAUCGCUGGCACCCGCAUCAUGGACGCUCGCCAUCACCCCUUCGACGUCAUUUUUGGCAGCAUACUCGGAAUACUUGUGGCUUGGGCUUCAUAUCGACAAUACUUUCCUCCAGUAACAGAGACCUGGCGGAAGGGACGCGCAUACCCAAUCCGAGCCUGGGGUCGUGGUCCAGCCCCUCCACCAGCACCUACCCCCACUAUAAUGAUCGAUGAAGAUGUACAGCCGCUUCGAUCCAUGGCUAAACCGGACGAGGAACGCGGUGCUGCAUCUGGGUUCUCAUCCGUCACUGCGGUGCCUGGAGAGCCUGAGCAUAGCGGAAACGUUUUCCGUCAACAAAUCUCCAAUUCGCAACGAAGACGUAACGAGGAAGAACCAUAUGGGGUGGAUCGUAGUGACACACUGGCAUCGAGUAACUACCGCACCGAAACCAUGGAUUCAAGUUAUCAUCGCUCCGGCACUCUCAAUUCAACAAUGUCUUCCAAGGUGAACAAAUAUCAAGACCAGAUGCCGGCUCCGAACCCUUUCGCUGGCGACGUUGCGCGACAACGUCGGGCGGAAACAUACGACUAUUCGUCUUCAGAAGACGAAGACAGCUACGAGCUCCAGCAAACGUACACGCUCUCAGCUCCCCAAGCUGGUGUAUACAAUCCAGUCGCUGGCCGAUUUACCGACACAGGGUAUCAUGCAGCAUCUGGUAUCUCACCCAAUCCUACACCUCCACCUCCACUCAAUACCGGCAUACUUCAGCAGAACACGAUGAUGUCGCCAACUGGGGAUUUGAGUGAAAGGAGGGACGGCGCGCCGCCUCCUCCACCACACGCUGUAGGGACGAUGCCAAAUCGAGUUUGA
Molecule: messenger RNA, 1599 nt
Organism: Dothidotthia symphoricarpi CBS 119687
Lineage: Eukaryota; Fungi; Ascomycota; Dothideomycetes; Pleosporales; Dothidotthiaceae
Product: lipid phosphate phosphatase-like protein 1
Exons: 5
Coding region: 1-1599 (532 amino acids)
Biological process (GO): phospholipid metabolic process
Molecular function (GO): phosphatidate phosphatase activity
Source: RefSeq, a predicted model, not a curated record